Molecule: messenger RNA, 197 nt
Organism: Sphaeroforma arctica JP610
Lineage: Eukaryota; Ichthyosporea; Ichthyophonida
Exons: 2
Source: RefSeq, a predicted model, not a curated record
UGAGUAUCUUGCUGAGCAAUAGUCAGCCACAACACCGGGGAGGCACGCAGCACGUCACUGCCACAGAGUACUCCAAAGAAUUCCAUGAUACGGCUAUGAAUGGCAUACGCAAGAAAAUGGACAGCAUGACCAUCUUCCAAAGGAAGGACGCCCUAUACAAACAAAACGAUCGAAGAGCCCCGGGCAGAAAACGGUAA